CAGUGAACUCCAGUGAACUCAUUGUCAUGUUCAAGAAACCAGUUUGAGAUGAUGUAAGAUUUGUAACAUGGUGCAUUAUGCUUCUGGAAGUAGUCAUCAGAAGAUUUGUACACUGUGGUCAUAUCAGCAACGAAACUCAGGAGUGGCACCUGGUGUGGUCCUCUGCUGCUGUAGCCCAUCUACUUAAAGGUUCAACGUGUUGUACACUCAGUGAUGCAGUACCAGAUGAGUGUUCUGUAGAAAACGUGGGGCUCCAUGUUGGAGUGCUGCACUGAUGAUUUGAACACAGUUUUAGCCCUCCAGUUGCUCUGGUUUCUGAAAGCUGGCAGUUGGGUGGCUUUUGACCGUGUUAGGAGAAAUUCACUGCGCUGAAAGCUGAGGAAUUUCAAAUAUGACGGUGGCCAAUGCAAAGUCUGGUACAGCCAUGCAGCAGGUACUCGACAACCUGAAGGACCUGCCAUCAGGCACGGGAGCCAAAGAUAUAGACCUGAUUUUCCUCAGAGGCAUCAUGGAGAGCCCCAUCGUCCGCUCCCUUGCAAAGGCCCAUGAGCGCCUAGAAGAAGUGAAGUUGCAGGCUGUGCGGGAUGAUAACGUUCAGCUGGUUACAGAGAUCCUGGAUUCCCUCAAUAACCUGCCACAAAAGGAUGCUGCCUCUACAGAGCUCGCCAGAAUCCUUCAGGAGCCUCACUUUAAGUCUUUGAUAGAGGCUCACGACAAAGUGGCUGCAAAGUGCUAUGAAAUGCCCAACACCUCAGUGAACAGUGAUGCCUUGUUGAAGAGUUCCCUCAUGCCUGCUGAUGCUGUGCGGAUGAUAGGCAUUCAGAAGAAGGCAGGCGAACCACUGGGGGUGACGUUCCGUGUGGAGCAGGGAGAGAUGGUGAUUGCACGGAUCCUGCACGGCAGCUCAAUUGACAGGCAGGGCAUGCUGCACACGGGGGACAUAAUCCGCGAGGUGAACGGUCGUGAGGUUGGUAGCAACCCCGGUGAACUCCAGGAGCUGCUGAGGGACUGCAGCGGGAGUGUCACACUCAAGGUCCUGCCAAGCUACAGAGACACGCCGGCACCUCCACGGAUUUAUCUAAAGCCACACUUCAACUAUAAUCCAGCCACAGACAACUUGAUCCCCUGUAAAGACGCCGGCCUUGCCUUUUCCAAGGGAGAAAUACUUCAUGUAGUCAACAAGGAGGACCCAAACUGGUGGCAGGCAUGCAAAGUUGUUGGUGGAGCCACUGGUCUCAUUCCUAGCCAGUUCCUGGAGGAGAAGAGGAAAGCUUUUGUCAGAAAAGACUUGGAUAAUUCUGGUUCAGGUAUGCUCUGUGGAACAAGAACUGCAAAGAAAAAAAAGAAGAAGAUGAUGUACCUUACAUCAAAGAAUGCAGAAUUUGACCGUUAUGAGCUGCAGAUCUACGAGGAGGUUGCUAAGAUGCCUCCUUUCCAGAGGAAAACACUGAUUCUGAUUGGAGCUCAGGGAGUUGGGAGGCGGAGCCUGAAGAACAGACUCAUCGUUGUGAACCCUUUCCGAUAUGGAACCACUGUACCCUUCACUUCACGUCCUCCGAGAGAAGAGGAGAGAGACGGGCAGAACUACUGCUUUGUGACGCGGGAGGUGAUGGAGAAAGACAUCAAGGAGAGCCGUUACCUGGAGCAUGGCGAGUAUGACGGGAACCUUUAUGGCACCAAGAUUGACUCCAUCCAUGAAGUGGUGGAGGCGGGCCGGACCUGCAUCCUGGAUGUCAAUCCUCAGGCCCUCAAAGUGUUGAAGACUGCUGAGUUUAUGCCAUUUGUGGUGUUUAUUGCUGCUCCAGAGCUGGACACACUUAGAGCUAUGCACAAAGCUGUGGUUGAUGCUGGACUAACUACCAAACUACUCACAGAGAAUGAUUUGAAGAAGACCGUGGAUGAGAGUGCCAGGAUCCGCCGGGCGUACAGCCACUAUUUUGACCUCACUAUUGUCAAUGACAAUCUGGACAAGGCCUUUGACACGCUGCAGGAGGCGGUGGAGCGAUUAUUCAUAGAGCCACAGUGGGUCCCAGUUAGCUGGGUCUACUGAUGUUUCACCGGACCGACACCGCUGUCCCGUUGCUCCUGCAGGACGCCUGAAGGGAGGAUUCAACACUGUACUUCACACACGGAAAAGUGUCGGACAUCAGCCCUGUGUGAUUUUGAGUCUUGCACAAAGCUCCGUCAAAGCUAAGUCACCUUGAUCUGAAUUGUCAGAUUUUUAAAAGCACACUAUGCAACACAAAACACACAGGAAGUGUACUUAUUUAUUGGCAAGAGUUUUUUAAAGAGUACGUUCUCUCAUGUGGAUUGGAUGAAAAUACUGGCCCUUAUGUCAGUUUAUUUUAAAAUGCAAUUUUUGUCAUGUCCCGUGUUUCAAUCUGUCUGUAAGAUAGGUAAAGUGUAUUUAUUCUGCAAAUAUGUGGAGGGCUUGCUCAUUGAAAAGAACAAUACCUCAGAGUCACAGUUUACAGUGCAUAUGCCUCCAGUAAUUCAUCUCAUUUUGUCAUUAACAUACAAGCUUUCAUUUCAAUCUAUAAACUCAUUCAUAUAGAAUAGUGUCAUAAUAUUGACUUCUUUCUCCUCAUGGCUUUAUUAACGCCCCGGCAUCGUUGCAGUUCAACCUCAUUAAUGGGAAAUGGCCAGUUACAGCUAACUGUUGUACAGAAGAAAAAGUCAUAGUUUAGAGUUAACCCAUUAUCUCCGUCUCACUUAAGCACAUUAAAUGACAUUUAUAAUGUUAUUUGUCAGACAUUAGAAUCCUGUGAGUGUUUCUGACUGUUCAACCCGCUGUGGUGCUGCGUUUGUGUUUGGGAAAAUAAAAAAACUUUCCACAGGACUCUAAAACAGGGUACUGCAUCUCAGUGAACCAUCCCUUUUUGAUGUGAUAAAACUAAGACUUAACUGUUUUAAAGAGUUGACUUAAUAAAGAUAUAUUUUAAAAGAUGUAUUUUCAAAUGUCAAAUAAAUAACUGGUGUUUUCUAAUGAUCUCCUAUGGACUUGAUUUGUUUUAAUCACGGAUGUGUCGUAUGUGAUUGCAGACUGGUGAGAAAGUCAACCAUAGGGAAAAUUUUUACUUUUUAAAACCAUGGAGAAAACAAAACAUAACAGAUACAGACAAAAGGUACAGAGUUAAACGUAACCAACUUUGUUUCCCAGAUUCCUAAAAUACAAAACCAGGAAGAAACCCCCAGGAUUAAAGGCACACCAAAACCUAAAGACACAUAUUUACAGCAUGAACAGUUAAAGUCAAGUUUUUCCAAAAUGAGGUUUGUGGUUUGAAUACUUAAAAGCUGCAAAGGUCAGUUUCUUUGCAGGCACUUUUGGUUUUGUGUCAAAACACAAGUAACAACAGAAUAUUUGGUUUUACAGAAAAUGUUUGAUAAUUACUGGCUUGAGAGUUGGCUUUAAACUUUGGUCCCUACACUAAAUUAUAGGGUGUGUUUUUUUUUUAAUGUAGAAGGCCUUGUUCAGGUUCAAGACUUUGACAAUUACAAGAAAAUUACAUUUAAAAAAAUCACAUGUAUUAAAAACAAAGAUGCCUUUGUAUCUUCUCUGGCAUCUUUUUGUGCCAAAGUUAUCAAGUCUGAUGUAGGUCAAAUUUGGUCCAAUUUUAACACUUAAGCCAAAAACUAUUCAGUUCUGCAUUUAUCUAGUACAGUGCUUCAGAAAAAUGCGGGCCCCGAAGGGACUGUAGGUGGGCCAGGAUACUUCAUUUACAAAAACUAAUAUUUAAAUAAAAAUCAAGUUGUGUUUUAAGUGACCAUAAAAUACUUGAUUGCAUUAUUUGAGUGUUGUUAGGUUAACUAGUGACACUAUUAUACAUUCUACUAUGCCACUUGCUUCAUGAUUUUAAAAAUUUAUCAGUGUCUUCAUAGAUAUUAAUGAUACCAGGGAAGAGUUUGCUGGUCCACAAUGUACAUUUACAGAGAAGAAUUUCAGAAAAGAAAACAAACACUUUCUGAGUAGUGUCAAUGUCUCUGAAAACAAAGCAUUCAUGCUGAAAUUCUCUGUUCACAAGAUAUUUUCUUCAGUUAUCAAGAAGCUGCUUGAGGCAUAAAGGCAAGAUGAUGGGGAAAAUAUGAAAUUCAUCUCAAACUCUAAGACUGUCAUUAAAUAUCUUUUUCUGUCUGGGACCCAAAGUGUUCAUUUGAGUAUUGAAGGUUAAAAACAAACUAAACAGAAAUUACUUGAAUGUUACACAAGCAAAAAUUAAUCUUAAUUAACAUUUGACAGCUUGUCUGUUGUUGCAGCCCAACAGUGUUUUAAACGAAGAUUAGGGGGCACAGAUGGCCUACUGCAGUGGUUCUCAACUGGUGGGUCGGGACCCAAAAGUGGGAUGCGGAGCUGUUUUCAGUGGGUCGCAACUAGGUGCCUGAAUAAAAAAGUGGCAAAAGUU
Molecule: messenger RNA, 4400 nt
Organism: Cheilinus undulatus (humphead wrasse)
Lineage: Eukaryota; Metazoa; Chordata; Actinopteri; Labriformes; Labridae
Product: MAGUK p55 subfamily member 6-like
Exons: 15
Coding region: 392-2050 (552 amino acids)
Cellular component (GO): cell-cell junction; plasma membrane
Molecular function (GO): protein binding
Source: RefSeq, a predicted model, not a curated record